Messenger RNA from Rotaria sp. Silwood1, 969 nucleotides. NCBI's taxonomy places the organism in Eukaryota, Metazoa, Rotifera, Eurotatoria, Philodinida, Philodinidae. The record is from the annotation of a GenBank genome assembly.
AUGAAUAUUUUAAGACAAAUUCCACGAACUGAUCAAGCUCUUCAUGAUAUUUUUGAAAAAUGUUCAGAUUAUUAUCAAUCAAACACUGCUGAAUUGAGAAAAAUUGAAGAAUUCCGAAUGACAUAUACGAUGGACAAGGCUGCUGAAUGGUACACAACCGAUUCAUUUGUCUAUCGGUUAAUCAAUAAAGCAUUGAGAACAGAAGAUAUUGAACUUCUUUAUUUAUUCAGAUUCUAUAUUGUCGAUUUAUGUUCACAAUUAGAUCAAGAACAUAAAAAACUUCUUUCCACACAGAUACUAACAUUAUAUCGUGGACAAAUAAUGUCAAAAGAAGAAUUUGACAAGUUGCAAAGAAGUAUUGGUAGUUUAAUAUCGCCAAAUGGAUUCUUUUCAACUUCAAGAUACGUCAGUGUGGCAAUAAGCUUCAUUGCCGGUCGUUGCAAUAUGGCUGAAGAAAGACCUGUCCUAUUUGAAAUUACUGCUGAUUCUCGACUUGAAUCCGUUAUUUUUGCUGACAUUGAUACAUACAGUCGAAUGCAAGGAGAGAGAGAAGUUUUGUUUAGUUUAGGAGCCGUAUUCAUUAUUACAGAAAUUAAAUAUGAUUUAUGUAUAAAUGUAUGGAAAGUUUACCUGACAGCAAUUGAUGAAGGAUCAAAAGAAAAAAGUGAAUAUUUAAAGUUUAUAAAAAAACAAAUGGAAACAGACUAUAGUCCAACUAUUCUAUUCGGCGAUCUUCUCUGGAGAAACAUGGGCGAAUUUGACAAAGCAGAGAAAUAUUUUAAAAUCUUAUUGAAAUCGCUACCAUAUGAUCAUGAAGAUAUACCGUCUGUUUAUCAUCAAAUGGGAAAUAUAUUUUUCGAGAAAGGUGAAUUGAAUGUGGCAUUAGACUUUUAUGCACAAGCGUAUGGUUUACGUUGUCAACGUUUACCCAGGUCGAUGAAUCCUACAACGAAUCCGACCAGAUCCUAA